AUGCCUUGCCCCCUUCCCCGACGAUAUGCUCAACGUCGAGCCCUCCGUCAUGAUAAAUAUGGACCAUCCACCUUAGUUUUGCAAAACAAGAAAGAACAAUCACGAAUACAUGAACCGCGGAUUAUAAGGAAGAAGAAAGUAAAUACAUGGCGAAGAUCAUCUUCCAUUACUGUUGAUGAGUCUGGUUCCGUCUCUGAUUCCGGUUUCGAUCAAGAUUCAAGCUGUAACUCUCAGUCUGAUCAGGGAUCUGGUACUGAUGCUGAAGCUAGUUAUUAUCAGCAGAUGAUGAACGAGUUCGAAGCAGAGGGGGUUACAUUAUCAAAUCCUAGUGAUGAGACUAAAGCUAUGAUGGAAGCAGAAUUGGAAAGAUGGGAGCAGUUUUGUAAAGUCUCGAAGAUUGAUGAACCAUCAACGGCUAUCAAAACUUGCAAAGCGGCUAUUUUCAAAGCUUACCUCUUCUGGCGGGUGAAGAACUCACGAAUCAAAAAGGAGUCUUCUAUUAUCACAUGUUGGAAGGUUCUUAGUAUGGUAUAUGCACGACUAGCAGAACGUUAUAUGGAUGAAGGUAUUCUUUAUGAUAUUCGUAAUUGGAUCCCGCAGAACUUGACUAUUAAGUUUGGACUCGACGAUUCCGAAAAGGAAAAGUCGGGACUUUUUGUCGAAGAUUUAUGCACUCUUCAAAAUGGUCAUUGGGUUCGCGAUACUGAGGUGUAUGCUCAUGAACGCCUCCGGGUACAAAUGUCCCCCUUUCUGAAUCUUGCUGGUUGUACUGCCACUAGGCCAAAAGCUCUUGUUGGGCUUUUAUAUGAAGAUAUCGAAUUCCAACUAUUUCCUCCUUUGAUCAAAGGCCAGCCACCAAUUGUUGUAAUGAAGCUUAACCUUAAGCGGAUCAAACGGUCAGGUGGGAAGAAGAAACAGAAGAUAUUUGCAUUUUAUGAAGCUGAAGAUUUAGCAUGUUGCGGAGUAACUUUUAUGUUAGCUUUAGCGCUUGCUGAUAAUGCAUUUGAAAGCAAGUUCAAAUCUCUCGGGGAUAUUUAUACUUUGAUUGUACCACCUGAUACAGAUCGUAUCCGUUUGCAAUGGGACAACAAAUGGGCUGAGCGGCCUGUCUUCCGGGACGUGGAUAGUACUGCUAAUGGUAUUCGCAUUUCAAAGACUAAGUGUUUACAAUAUUCGAAACAUCGACACUAUCUCAUCCGUCUUGGUAGAACCUGCGGGUAUGAGAAGAGACUAGAAUUCUAUGAUUUGCGACGAGCUUCAGGGAAAAGAUUGAAUGAGUCUGUUACACCAGAAGAACGCCGGCAGAUCAUGGGCCACCGGGGAGAUGUUUAUGAACGAUAUUACAUGCCGGCAUUCAUUGAUACUGAUUGUCAAGCUAUUUACCUUGGAUCCACACGACGGGAAGAUCUGAUUCGAGCUGUUGGCCGACUAUCUCGUCACGAGCGGGCCCCUUCAAACUUGACAGAUAUACAGAAGUUUGAGAUUAGCCAAGAUCCCGAUAUUCUUCAACUUAUUCAAAAGCGUGAAGAGUCUGUUCAGAACAUCAAAGCACGUGGUUACUCCACUAUUAAAGCAGCUGCGAAAACGAGAUGGUAUGAAAAACAUCAAGAAAUACAAGCCGAAAUCAACAAUUUGAGGAGUCAAAAGAGCAAACAAUUAUUGGAUAAGACUAUCAAGGAGUUUCACAAGACUGUUCAUACUAUCGAGGUCGAUCGACAACUGCAAGGAAUUCUUCCUGCCGAUAUCCUUACCCCUUCAACAAUUGAGUACGAGCUCGAGGAGCGAGCUACCAUCGCCAGGAUGCUCUUCGAACCACUUACAGGCCUAACAGAAAAUCAGAUCAUUCAAAAGCGGAUCGAGCUUGUUCAAAACUUAAUCCAACUUUGCAAACGCCAAGAAUCCCCUCACCAAUAUCAAGCAGCGAGGUCCAAAGGACGGUCUCGAAACCAUAUCACCAACUCCCAAACCGUAUCAGAAGAUACAGAUUCUAAUCUUGUUACGAUAUCCCUAAUUCUUGAUGCAACAACAAGACCUGACCAACUUUCUAAGGUCUCUAAAUUAUUUUGUGCCUUCUGCAGAUGGAAUGAUAAUGAAGUAGGGCCAAAAAAACGAGAGCACAAAUACCUUCGUAUUGAUAGUCUUAGUCGGCAUAUCAAAACUCAGCACCUUCAAUCUCGUACUACUGGUGAAGGAUUUCACUGUCCCUAUCAAGAAUGUUCAGCAUUUUUAGGCAGCGCUAUGCAUUUCCUUAAUCAUACAGCACGGCAACAUGGAUUAUCUCUUUGA
Messenger RNA from Botrytis porri, 2286 nucleotides. RefSeq lists its product as uncharacterized. The record is from RefSeq and is a predicted model, not a curated record. The transcript is spliced from 5 exons. The coding region runs from base 1 to 2286 and encodes 761 amino acids. NCBI's taxonomy places the organism in Eukaryota, Fungi, Ascomycota, Leotiomycetes, Helotiales, Sclerotiniaceae.